Messenger RNA from Ogataea polymorpha, 3871 nucleotides. RefSeq lists its product as uncharacterized. The transcript has a single exon. Gene Ontology annotation, molecular function: protein-lysine N-methyltransferase activity; protein binding. The coding region runs from base 1 to 1512 and encodes 503 amino acids. The record is from RefSeq and is a predicted model, not a curated record. Gene Ontology annotation, biological process: peptidyl-lysine monomethylation. Gene Ontology annotation, cellular component: nucleus. Lineage: Eukaryota; Fungi; Ascomycota; Pichiomycetes; Pichiales; Pichiaceae.
AUGGACUCCUUUGCUACCAACACCGCUGUGUUCGACAGCUGGCUUCAUAGACAUUACGACUAUAUUAGCGAUGACAUUGCAAUUGCAGAUCUGAGAGAUUCGCACGAAGGACGCGGCUUACUAGCACGCAAUGACAUCCAGAAAGACACCGUUCUGUUCCGUCUGUCUAGAGAUCAUAUACUGAAUAUUCGCACAGCGGCUCUUGGCAAGCUCAAACCGGGAAAUCAGGAAGUCCUUGAGACUCUGAACCAAUGGGAGGCUCUGAUUUUGUGUCUGGCGUACGAGAUGAUGCUAGGAGAGGAGUCCCAGUGGAGCUCGUACUUGGCAGUUCUGCCUGAAAAAUUCAACUCCUUAAUGUUUUGGUCGUCCGAGGAGCUUGAAAAACUGAAGCCAUCCAACGUUUUGCAGAGAAUUGGGCGCGAACAGGCCGAACAGAUGCAUUCCAAGCUUGUGCCUGAAUACUGCCUCCGUCUAGGUAGCAAGAAAUUGGUGGAGUAUUUGACUAUAGACCGGUUCCAUAAGGUUGCAAGCAUAAUCAUGAGUUACUCGUUUGAUGUUGACGAUCCUGAGGACGAUCCUGAGGACGAUCCUGAGGACAGUGAGGAUCAAGAGGAAGAAGUUGACGAGUUAGAGCAGGAAUGCAUCAAAUAUGAUGGGUAUUUGAAGUCCAUGGUUCCUCUUGCAGAUAUUCUCAACUCAAAUACUAAUUUGGUGAAUGCGAAUUUGAGCUACGAAAAUGACGCGCUAGUUAUGACUGCUACUAAGGACAUCAAAAAAGGAGAGCAGAUUUAUAACAUUUAUGGUGAGCUGCCGAACUCUGAGAUUCUGCGAAAAUACGGAUAUGUGGAGCUUCCUGCUUCCAAGUACGAUUUUGCUGAGCUGCCUGUGUCAGUCAUCAAACAGACGUUUGUGGACAACUAUCUCUCGUCGUUGGACAGCAAAAUCCGAGAAACACUCUUCGACAAGACUGCCGAGCUGAUCAACGAUUCCGAUUACUUAGACGAAAGCUUGGAAGACCUGGAAGAGGGUAUUGUUUUGGAUUCGUACGAGGUUUUUGCCGAUGCAGACGUGCUGCCAGAGCUCUUGCUAUUAAUUCAGAUCCUGACGACCUGCUAUGAAAGUUUUGAGACAGACCCAAAAUGGGCCAAGAAACUUGCGAGAUCGCGGUCCGAGCUGGAAUCCUUUGUCAACAGAUGCAUUCUGAAAUCGUACCAGCUUGUGGAGAAAAACAUAAUCACCAACAGAUGUGUCGAGAAUCUCAAUAAAUGCGUCGAGGGACGCAUAGCCCAGUACGGCACCGCCCAGAAUUAUGAGAUUCCGGCCAGCUAUAGAGACUUCGACCGCACAGAGCUUGCAUCCAUCGUUCUGAGAUGCGAAGUGAACUGUUUGCGCAAUGUGCUGAACAACUUCUCAGAAAAGUAUGAGCGCAUUGACGACUCGAAACUGCUGAAAAACGUGCUCAAGCGCAAGGCCGAGGCAGACGCACAAAAACACAAGAAGCAAAGAACCUAAUCCUCUGUCGGGUCGCUAGCGGCGUGGCGCUGCGCUGUCUCCGACACUAUACUCGAGCGGCUGGACGUGUUUGUGCGCUGUGCCAGCAUUCUCAUUCGCGGCCGUGGCCGCAUGACCUCAAAACCCUUGGAGCCGCCUUUCUUCUCGACUCCUUUGCCUUCUUUCUUCUCGAACUCGACCGAUACAGCGCGAUGCAGCUUUCUUUCUCGUUCCUGCCAGAGUUUCAUCACUUCUGGAUCAGGUUCAAGGUCCUUAAACGAGUUAUAAUAUAGAUCUGCCUCUCUGAAAGCCAAGUCUGAUUUGUGCGUAUGUUUCAUAGACGGGCCCGUUGUCACGGCAGGUACCACACGGUGGUCAGUGAGCUCCAGAGUUUUGGAGUUGACCGACGGCGUUCCUGAUGAGGUUCUUAAUAGCGCGGGCGUCUCAAACGUCCAAUUGUUGAAGGACUCGUCAAAGGACGCCAGGCUGUGGUUGUCCGGCAGCACUGGGACCUCGAUAGGAUUGCCGUGCUCGAUGUAGUCCGGAAUUUCGGUACCCUUCUUUCCGUUUCUGUACUUGAUAUACAUCUUGAAGGUGGUGUAGAAGUUGUAGAGCGUGGGGACCAAAAACACCAGCACCAGAGUCACAAGCUCGAUGACCAAAAUUGACCAUACAACUCUGGUCCUGGCUUUUUCGCUCCCAUUUAGUCCGUCAAUGAAUGCAAUGUGCAGAAACGCAAUUAUAAGCUUGACAACGGCCAGAGAAAUCUUGGUCCUGUUUGUUCCCGUGCUUGGGUAGUAAGGCUCCCAGAACAACAUGACACACAGAAGGACCAAUUCCGAGCAUAUGAUCACAAUAAGCUGGACAACUCCGCUGAAUUGCAGAGCGCCAACUGCAAAACUGAAGACAAAGUGUUCAAGGAAAGUGACGGCAACAAACCACAGAGCAGAGGUUUUCAAAUGCACAUAGGCCCAUUGCCAUAUCAGAAUCACGUUGAUCGAUUUGUAGAGCUUGUCGCGUCCGCGUUUAAUUAGAAUGAAUCGCACCACGUAGUAUAUCUGGAGCAGGAAGUAGAGGGCCAGAAGAAGCGAGGCGGUGGCAGUCACCCAAUGCGGAUUGCUCUCGAUCUCUGGCUGUCCAUAAAGAUGUGUGUGGGGAACACUAAGCACGAAAAAUGAGUAUAUGAGAGAUGGCGUGGCGAUGUAGCCAAUGAAGGCGGAAAGUAUGUUUCCAAUGACAGUCAAAAACGAGAGUCUUAUGUAGCGCGCAAAGUUUGGGCGGGUGUCUUUAGGUUUGAGCAAAAGCACCAGCGAGCAGAUUCCCAGGUCGAUAACGCAGGCAAUGGCGAUGUAGAUAACGGCGGUAAUCAGGAAUGACGACCAUAUCACUGGCAGACCGUCUUUGCCGAAGCCGGAGCCCAGUAGUCGCUUCAGGCCGCCCAUCCACAACGACUCAUACACCCCGUCGACGCCCAUGGCGGCGUGGUUGUGCAGCAGGUCCAUAACGCCAGCCCAGCGCUGCGAGGCCAUUAGGGGCUGGAAGAAACCUGGGUAUUCGAGAUUGAGGCCCGCCAUGAAGUGAAUAAACUGAAUGUACACCAGGUAAUCAGCGUAGCCGGGAGACAGCUGGUUGAGCAGCGGCGCGUUGCAGAUGGACGCUGCCUUGUACAAGAACGGGUUUUGCGUGUCAAUGUACGGCGAAAGCUGGUAUCCAAGGAUGUUCGAAAGAAGAAUCAGCGAGAGCAGCAGCGCCGUGAAUACCACCAUAAAGUUCUGCAGUGAGCGUUUCUGGACAGUGCUGAAUGUGGCCAAAGAACAGCCAAUCACCGUGUGGUUGGCGUCCGAGUUGAUGACCGUCACGUCCAAACUAUACGUUCCAAAGGGUGAGUGGUGACCGAUGUAGAGCGACAGGUCCACCGCAACCUCGUCUCCGUCAUAUAUCGGACACGAGUCGUCGAACGACCCCGAACGGUCCAGCAGUUGCGGAACGUCUCUUUUCUGUAUCAUAUCGGAGAUCUGUGGAAUGUCCGUCGAAUGGUCUACCAACGAACGGUGGUGGGUAGAGGUGGAAGACUCUUGCGAGGUGGUCGUGCUAACAGGCACAUCUCCGUCCGCACGAAGCACCCUGGAGUAAUUGCAUAGUCUCAAAUAUUCGUCAAGUAUCACGUCGCCCACGUAUUUGAGCCGGACAUGGAGUGUUGUGUAGGUGUUUGUGGUUUCGUUCACGUCCACUAUAUACCCCAUGGAGUCCAUGACGAGGUUCAUGUCCAAGCGUCCGUCAUCGUCGUUGUAGGACACAUUGGUGAAGAAGGGGGAGAGAAGAGCGUCAUCCAUAUUCUUGGACGGAUAACAGCUCCUGACGUUCAAUAAAGCACUCCUGG